Molecule: messenger RNA, 996 nt
Organism: Auxenochlorella protothecoides
Lineage: Eukaryota; Viridiplantae; Chlorophyta; Trebouxiophyceae; Chlorellales; Chlorellaceae
Exons: 6
Coding region: 1-996 (331 amino acids)
Biological process (GO): dephosphorylation
Molecular function (GO): phosphoprotein phosphatase activity
Source: RefSeq, a predicted model, not a curated record
AUGGAGGUGACUGGGAGGCCCGACAACGCGGAUGUCUGGCUUACGAAGGCAGACAAAGAGCAGAGGCUGUCGCCACCCUUGACCAGCGUUAAUCUGCGGGAUCUGUGUAGUACCGUCUUGGAUCUGCGCCGGUCACCUGUGCUGUGCAAGGCGCACCCAAAUAACACGGGCCAGCUGAUGAAGCACACGUUCUUCAAGGGCCGCAUCUGGUUCUCUGGCAUUGCCAAGUGUCACGUGCGGCUGCGGCCCUCCAAGGAGCCGGAUCACAAUCGGGCGCUGUCAUGCCAGAGGUGCACAGCCGCAUCCAAGGAAACAUACGGGCAACACUGCUCAGUGUACCAUGUGGAUCUCCUGCCAACGAACGUGGCGCUAAACAUCCUGGGCAGGCUCCCCCACAAGCUGCAGUUCCGGGUGCUGGUCUGUGCCGCUCGUCAGCAGACCCCCGAGCCCAUUGUGGCAGCCGCGAUCGCCAACCCCGACGUGAUGGGCUACUUCAAGUUCUACAAGAUCCUGCUGGAGAAGGCCCGCCUGCCCUUGGCCCGCGCCGUGCGCCUCUUCGCCGACAAGGACUCCGCGCCCGUGCUGGUGCACUGCAUCCACGGCAAGGACCGCACCGGCGUGGUGACCAUGCUCCUGCUCCUGGUCUGCGAUGUUGACCCUGGCGCCAUUGUGGAGGACUAUGUGCGGUCGGAGCUGAUCCUGCGGGAGUCGCGGGACAACAAUGAGCUCGUCAGCCUGCCGGGGCACCUCACGACCAACGAGGUGAUCGCGGCGGCGGCGUCGGUGAUAGAGGCGCUCAUGGACUACAUGACCCGGCGCUGGGGCGGCGCCAAGCAGUACCUGGUGCGGGCGGGGCUCACAGUGCAAGAGCUGGCGGCCAUACGGGUGAACUACAUGCUCUCAAACCAGGGGCAGGCGGCGGAGGAGCAGCAUGUCAGCGCUGCACUGCUGGCCAGCAGUGGGUCCCACUCUGGGCGGCACAGGAAGCGAGCGUGA